Messenger RNA from Solea solea (common sole), 3479 nucleotides. RefSeq names its product MARVEL domain containing 1 (gene marveld1). Gene Ontology annotation, molecular function: structural constituent of myelin sheath. The record is from RefSeq and is a predicted model, not a curated record. Gene Ontology annotation, cellular component: membrane. The transcript has a single exon. Gene Ontology annotation, biological process: myelination. NCBI's taxonomy places the organism in Eukaryota, Metazoa, Chordata, Actinopteri, Pleuronectiformes, Soleidae. The coding region runs from base 491 to 988 and encodes 165 amino acids.
CAAAUCCCAAUCUCGCCCUAGGGCACCAAAACGCAUAGGGCCGGCCCUGGUCCCAAUCAUCUUACAGUGUAUGGUCCACAUUAUGCAAAGUUAGUGAAACAGAUGGAUGAAGGAGGAGUCCAGCAGAGGAGGAGCAGGGUUUGAAUUUCAGGCCCUCCUCCCUCAUUUCCUAUCAUCUCCCAGCACGGACUCAGCAGAGGAAACGGAAAAGACGAAACACAGGCUACAAGAAGGUUUUUCAUUUCAAAACCCCGGGGCUGUGGAAAAGAACACAGAGCUCAAUUUUUCCGGAUUAAACGUGUCCUCACUUUUCGGCUUCAUCUUUGAGACCCCUGCCUGGGCUUUCCGCUCCGUUAUUUCCACUUUUGUUUGUUUUUGUUGCUCCAUCUUCUCUCCAGCUGUUUGCAGCUGGCAGAAAGCAUCCGCCCUGUUCGGGUAAGAAGGGAAAAAAAGAAAGUUUGGGUCCGAGAGUGACCGGAGGAGGAGAGAGAUGCCACCCCCAGCUUCCCAGCCGCAGGUGAGGCAGAACAUCGUGAAGUUCCUCAAGAGUUUUUUGGGAAUCACGCGCAUCCUGCAGAUCGUGUUCGGCGCCGGACUGUGGGUCACCAUCGCCGCCAACAAGUACGAGGGCUCCAUUCACUUCGUGCUCUUCGUCGCCGUGCUCUUCUGGCUCCUCACGCUCGCCCUCUUCUUCGUCACCCUGCUGGACAAGCAGGACCUGGUGCCGCUGCUGGGCGGAGACCGCUGGCUGUGCACGAACCUGGCGCACGACGUGGCCGCCGCCGCGCUCUACCUGCCGGCCAUCGGCGUCAUGAUCUACAAGACGGACCGCAACUCCUACUGUAACCUGGAGCAGUACAAGCACCUCUGCCUCUACAAGGUCUACCUGACAGCCGCCGUGUUCGCCUGCCUCUGCUGCGUCGCCUACCUGAUGUCCGUUAUUUACGACGCGUGCAGGAAGUGUCGUGGUGAGCAGACGGUGAUCUGAAGAGACUGAAGAGAGGUGUGAUGAUGGAGGGAGGAGGAGGAGGAGGAGGAGGGUGGAGGUGUAUUAACUACAAGAUGAGGAAUAGUUCACUUCACUGUAAUUUAACUCAACAGCUACUCUUAUCACCUUUGUCUCCUCAAAAACCAAAGUUUACAGGCGACGUUGAAUCACAGAAUAUCACUCUGUGGCCUCACAGUCAGUGUUUAAAGGUCCAGUGUGUGACAUUUACGAACAUCUACGGGCAGACAUUUAAUUAAAGAUGCAUACGUGUGUUUAUAUGGUAGUAUAAUCUGUUCUCGUAGACUAAGAAUAAGCCUGUUAGGCAAGGGCCUCGCUUUACGGAGGCCACCGUCUUGCAAAGGUCACUGUAGUUCCCUGAUGCUUUUGCAACAUCUCUGUCAUGACUGUGCGUUCAAACCAAUCAUACCGCGUCUCUCACUUGUGAUGCACCAUGGAAUCAUUCAAUCACAGUGAAUUCAAUGAAAGAGAGGAGAGUGGGAGUGGCUAUUUUCUUUCACCAACAAACAUGGCUGAAAUGACUCAGAUUGCAAGUGUAGAGGAAGUAGAAGUGUGGUAGAGUGACCACAUACCACAGCUAAAAUGUUGUCCUUCUGAUAUUAUUUCUGAGACAAUUGGCACUUUUCCACUUUACAGUUGUAGCAAGACUGCUCGUCAAUGCGUACGCAACAUAGAGCAAUUAAACCGACUUAAAAAUCCUGAAAACAUGCGUUAAUCUCCAACAUUUAGCGAAUCACAACCCCUUCAGUUGCAUUUUAGUUCAGUGACUGUAUCAGACUCCGGUCAUGCAGGAAGUACUGAACUUUUUACUGAACUGAUUCUAAUGAUUCAGUACAUCGGAAAUAGCCGCUUUGCUCACUAUGGCGACCCCACCCAUGUGGAGAACGACGUGUCUGAUACCAAACAGAGUAGAGUUGAGCCGAAUAGCGCCGCAACUGUAUCAUGGAAAAGUACCAAAUGUCAUGAUGUUGGUUAUAUGGAGACGCUGAUUAGUUAUCGUGAAAUGACAUCACAUGAUAUUGAUAUGCAAGUUGAAAUAUUCCAACACAACAAGGGAUCUGUUGAUAAAUUCUGAUUUUAAAUGUGUGUGGUGUGAACACACAGUCAUAGAUGUCGCAAAUGUGUACACACUGGACCUUUAAAGUUUGCUAACAUGAACACAGCCCCUCAGAGGCUAAUCAAGAGUCCUAUAGAGGCUUUAUCUGCACACUGAGUCUGAUUGGAAAUGUAAAAGUGUUUGUGUGCCUCCACUGCUUAAAUGUAUUAUUCAGUCAUUUAAAGAUGUAGUAGGCAGGAUCGCUUAAAAAAAAAAGUAGAUUGUUGCAUUUCCAUCCGCUGAACAUUAAUGCUACAUCCACAUUACUCUGUUUUCAUUUGAAAAUCAUGACCUUUGAAAACAAGGAUUCUCACACCUGCUUCCUUCUUGUUGGAUACAACUUCUCGACUAAAAGCUGUGUGUGUUAUAGGUGUUAUUACAGAAAGUUGACUUGUUGAUACUUUUUAACGUUGUUGUUUGACAGUUAUUUUCUGAAACCAAGUGAACAACUGCAGAGGGAAGAAUCAGCUUCCUGUUUACACAAACACACAUGUACACACAUGUCUUUAGAUGAUAUAGAUGAUGCAGAUAAUUUUUAUUUGAAAAUGCGUAGUGUGGAUGUAGAAUUAAAGGUCACAAUUCUGGAACUUACUGCCGACGUUGACACGUUUAACUUAGUUCAUUGUCCAUUUGUCUUUUAGACUCUUUCAUCUUUUUUUUUAAAGUUUCUCUGUAGAACAGGCAGUUGUUGCUGGUGCUGGAGUGAAUAAUUCCUCCAACGAGACUUGUAUAUAGAAAUGCGUUCACUUUAUUUCUGAACUGCCGUGUUGCCAGAUGCCAGAUCACUUGAUCUACAUUUUACUGAAAGGUUAUUAUGGAAUUAUUGAUCCACAACGACCAAAACUAUCCUGCCUACUGUACCUUUAAUGCUAUUUACGCUUAAAGAGAAUUAUUAUUAUUAUUAUUCCUGUCAGGACUAAUUACAGUGGAUAUGCAGUAAGUUUAUAGUACAAAGCCUCAAUGUAUAGUAUGUUUUGUAGAUGUUCUUUCUAACAGCUCAUCUAAAACCCGCUUAAAAGUAUUCAUUUCCAAAAUGGAUUGUUUUCUAAUCUUUUAAAAAAAAAAAUAUAUAUAUAGUAUAUAUUUUUAUCUGUUUUAUAUGUGUGUUUUUUGUUUUUUUAAUGAAAGCAAACUAUACUGAACAGUUAUAGUGAAGCGUGAUGGACUAAUACUUUUGACUGGCUCUGUUUUUGUUACUUGUUUCGUUCAAACAUUGCAUUUAGUCGCUUCUGUCAGUGCUGUGAGUGCUGUAGACGACUCAACAACAUGGAUGUGAUUGGUGCUAUGACGUGUAUGCUGAAGAAAAAACAAGCUUUAUACCCCAAGUCUUCGUGAUGUAAAUCCAUAGAGCAAAAAAAUAAAGAGCAGUAAGUCAUA